AUGGCGAAGCAACAUCAAUCAUCGGUAACAGAUACUACAAGACCGCCUCUUGUUCCAGCUGAGAAGAACAACAAUGCAGUUUCUGUCACACGCCGGUCAAGAACAGUUGAGGUCAGUUCAAGAUACAGAUCACCUUCACUGACUCCAACUAAAACUCGGAGAUGUCCUUCACCUAAUGUCACGAGGACUACUGUCUCUUCAUCAAGCUCACAAGCUCUAUCGAAAAGAGCUGUUUCAGCUGAAAGGAAACGCUCUUCUUCUCCAGCUACUCCAUCCACACCGGUUAGUGAUGUAUCUUUAGACUUACCUGUUUCGUCUAGGAGAGUAUCUACUGGUCGUUUACCUGAAAGCUUAUGGCCUUCUACUAUGAGAAGUCUCAGCGUUUCGUUUCAGUCUGAUUCAGUCUCAGUUCCUGUUGUUGUUAAGAAGGAGAAACCUCUUGUUACUUCUUCAUUUGAUCGGACACUGAGACCGUCUUCUAAUAUAGCGCAUAAGCAGCAGAAUGAGAGGAAAAGAAGUCCAUUGAAAGGGAAGAAUGUGUCUGGUCAAUCAGAGAAUUCGAAACCUGUUGAUGCUCCUCAUAGUAGGUUAAUAGAACAGCAUCGAUGGCCUAGUCGAAUCAGCGGAAAGAUCACUUCGAAUUCAAUGAACAGAAGCUUAGAUCUUGGUGAUGAUAAAGCCAUCAGAAGAAUGUCUCUUCCUUUGUCCAAUAAAGGCUCUAAACCAUUGCAGAAGUCUUCUAGUGACACGGCGAGGUUGUUGUCAUCUUAUGAAAAUGGAGGUGGAUUAGUAAUGUCUCCAACACAUUCAGAAAGGCUUUUGUCUGCUAAAGUGCAUCCAUUGUCUGCUCCUGGAUCACGAGCUGCUUCUCCAAGCAGAUCCUCAUUUUCAUCAUCAUCUUCUAACUCUCGAGGAAUUAGUCCUUUAAGAGGAGUGAGUCCAUUGAGAGGGUUGAGUCCUUCAAGAGGAACGAAUCUUUCUUGUUUAAGAUCUUCUACGCCGCCACCAAGAGGUGUGAGUCCUUCUCGGAUUAGACAAACCAAUGCCUCUGCACAGUCCUGUAGCAACACAACUUCGGUUCUCAGUUUCAUUGCGGAUGUUAAGAAAGGGAAGAAGACAACUUACAUAGAAGAUGUUCAUCAGCUACGGUUGCUCUAUAAUCGAUAUUCGCAGUGGCGGUUUGCGAAUGCUCGAGCUGAGGGAGUAAGUUAUGUUCAGAGGUUGAUUGCAGAGGAAACUCUAUACAAUGUCUGGCAUGCAACAUCAGAGCUACGUGAUCUUGUGACAGAUCAAAGAAUUAGUCUCCAACAGUUGAAGCUAGAAAUCAAGCUUGAGUCAAUCUUAAAUGAUCAGAUGGCUUGCCUUGAAGAUUGGGCCAUGCUUGAGAGAAACCACAUCAGUUCUUUAACCGGUGCCAUUGGAGACUUGGAAGCAAAUACUCUCCGGCUUCCACUAACCGGAGGAACAAAGGCGGACAUUGGAUCUCUGAAGUUGGCUAUGUCCUCAGCUCUUGAUGUAAUGCAGAAUAUGGGAUCGUCCAUAUGGUCUUUACACUCGCAGAUGGAGGAGAUGAAUAAACUUGUUUCGGAUCUCGCUGUUAUAGCUACAAAAGAGAACUUUAUGCUUGACAAAUGUGAAGAUCUCUUGGCAUCAACUGCAGUCAUGGAGAUAGAGGAGAGUAGCCUCAUGACUCAUUUGAUACAAAAGAAGCAUGAAGAAGAAGAGAUGAUGCAGAGUCUCCAUCAAUGCCAUUAA
Microthlaspi erraticum is the source of this 1755-nucleotide messenger RNA. Lineage: Eukaryota; Viridiplantae; Streptophyta; Magnoliopsida; Brassicales; Brassicaceae. The record is from the annotation of a GenBank genome assembly.